AUGCGCAGAGAGGAUGCAGGUGUUGCGGCAAAGAGCAGUCCAGAACCUGCACCAAUAGUACUUAGAACGAAGUUUCCAGAGACAUGGCUGUUUGAUUACUUUGAGAUUAGCUCCAACGGCGAAGCAGUUUAUCAGUCCUUGGCACCAGACACAAUCACAUCAUGGGUGGCAAGCGCAUUUGCCAUCAACGACAACUCCGGAUUGGGUGUCGCGCCGACCACGUCCAAGUUGCGAGUAUUCCGUCCGUUCUUCAUCCGUUUGAAUUUGCCAUACUCAGUGAAACGUGGCGAGAAGUUUGCUUUACAAGUGUUGGUGUUCAAUUACAUGGAAAAGGAACAAGACGUUACGGUAACGCUCAAACACGAUGACAGCUCUGGUUUCGACUUUUUGAAUAAGGAUGGCAGCAUUCGAAAGAGUCGUGACACUGCUGAAAACUACAAUAUCCGUGUUGUGUCCGUACCAGGUGGUGGAGUGUCGAAAGCCGUCUACUUCCCCAUCGUGCCAACAGAAAUCGGAAUGGUCAAGCUGACCGUCACGGCUCAAGCAGCCCAAGCUGGCGAUGGCGUGGAAGAACCGCUGCGAGUUGAGGUUAGUCAGUACACAUGA
Molecule: messenger RNA, 606 nt
Organism: Cooperia oncophora
Lineage: Eukaryota; Metazoa; Nematoda; Chromadorea; Rhabditida; Trichostrongylidae
Source: the annotation of a GenBank genome assembly